AUGCUGUCGACUCGGACUGUGCUCUUCCCCCUCCUCCUCAGCACCUCCCUCCUCUGCAGCCUUAUUCAAGCUCAAACCGACAACGGGCCAUGUGUACAGAGCUGCUUCACCAGCAACCCCAAAUCUUCCUUCUGCGACGGUGACGAGCAAGGAGACGCGCUGGACCAAUGCCGGUGCGCCAGCUACUCGCUCAAUGGAGAUCCGCAAAUCGCAUGCAUUCAGGCGUGUCCACAAGACCAGCAAUUGAUCUUUGCCAACGAUCUACCAGAUCUCUGCAAUUCACUUUUGUUCCCUAAUCUGGAUCUGUCUGGAGACAACGCUUCAUCCGCCACGGCAGAAAACACUGUCUCGGCUGCUUCGGCUCCACAGACAACCCCUACCGGGAGCACAACAUCGGGAUCAGGUGCCGCCACUUCAACUUCAUCCACAGCCGCCGAUACAGCGAGCGCAACUGGCACUGACACUGGCGGUAGUGCUGGUAGUGCUGCUACGCGUGAACUUCCUCUCAAUGUUCUUGGGUCAGUGGCGUGUGCGUUUGGUAUCGUUGCAUGGCUAUAG
Exophiala aquamarina CBS 119918 is the source of this 558-nucleotide messenger RNA. RefSeq lists its product as uncharacterized. The coding region runs from base 1 to 558 and encodes 185 amino acids. NCBI's taxonomy places the organism in Eukaryota, Fungi, Ascomycota, Eurotiomycetes, Chaetothyriales, Herpotrichiellaceae. The transcript has a single exon. The record is from RefSeq and is a predicted model, not a curated record.